Messenger RNA from Saprolegnia diclina VS20, 7629 nucleotides. RefSeq lists its product as hypothetical. Lineage: Eukaryota; Oomycota; Saprolegniomycetes; Saprolegniales; Saprolegniaceae. The coding region runs from base 7 to 7506 and encodes 2499 amino acids. Gene Ontology annotation, molecular function: cysteine-type endopeptidase activity; cysteine-type deubiquitinase activity. The transcript has 5 exons. Gene Ontology annotation, biological process: protein deubiquitination. Gene Ontology annotation, cellular component: cytosol; nucleus. The record is from RefSeq and is a predicted model, not a curated record.
UUUGCGAUGUGGGUCGGGGCCGUGGACAUCACGUACGGGCAGGCGCUCGGGCCGCCCGGGUACCACCGAGCGACGAGUCCGCUCGGCGUUGCGGCCGAGGUCGCGCCGCAGACGUAUCUAUGGUAUAAGACAUUGGCGACAGCGACGCCGCUGCGCGACCUCCGCGUCGGCCGGCGCGACGCGACGCUGCCGGACGGCUUUACGCGCUUGCCAAAGGCCGUGCUGCGUACCGAGAGCGACGCUGACAUGCUCUUUCUGUGGACGUCGACGCGCGAGACGACGCCCGAGACGACGUACGACUAUGACAACCGACCGCUGGACCCGCUGCGGCCAAUCAAGGAGCUCAAGAUCGUGCGCUCGAUGGACGACGUGCCGCCGUCGUUCGAGUGUGCGGCCGGCGCGACGCACAUCGACCUCGGUAUCAUUUGCUUUCGCCGUGCGACGUCCGACGAGAUCGAGCGCGUCGAAGAGGAGGCGCGCGAGCCGACAGCCGCGGUCGUCCGAAAGACGCAGCUCGGCACCGGUCUCUGGGUCGAUGUGCUCGAUCCCGUCACAACCAAGUGGUACAUCGGCCAAGUGCGCGGCAACACCAACACGACGCUGCCAUCUGCGGCGAGCGCGCAGGUCGUGCCGCAGGACGCGUGGCUGGUGCACCUGCCCGGGUACAAGACGCCGUUCAAGGAGCUGCUCGUGCCCAGCGCCCACGUGCGCACUCGGACGGCGCCGAUUGGGACGCACACAGAUUUGCACGCAUCGCCGUCCUACCCGCUGCUGCGCGUCUUGCCGCGGCGCCACGUCGGACGCUCCGACAUUGCGACCAUGCAGACCGCAUUGGACGCGUGCUUCUUCGACAUGACACGCUCGUUCUUUGCGGACGCGCUACUUCCGUUUCUCGAAGCGGUCCUCGCAGCGCCGUGUCGGGAGCUCGAUGUCGCGAAUGGUCUCCAGUCCUUCUUCCAGCACACGCUCAAGUACUGGGCGUCGUUUGUCCUAAGCGCCGAGACGCUGCCACUCAGCGAGGACCGCGUGUCAUCUUCGCACUUUAUGGCCGUCGCCAAGCUCUUACUCAAUGGGUUUGACGGCUGCAACGGCUACUACCUUCCGGACACGCAUGCGGUCGGGUGGGAAGCGGCGUCGGACCUCGAACACGUGACGUACCUGGACCAUGUUGCGAGCGGCGCGUACCGCAGUGCGCCGUGUCGCUCCAUGUACUUUGUCGAGACGGUCGAGUACUUUUUCCAAGUCGGCGGGUACCGUGCGAUCGUGCAGCGUGUCAAGGACGCUUCGAUUCCGCUCUCCGAAGUCGACAUGUAUUUGAGCUUUUUCCUGCACGCCAAGCCCAUCUUGACGCCGACGACGGCCGACGAAGAGCAGCUCGUGACGCUCUUGCAUGCGGUCCUCGGACGCCUCGCGACCGUCGACAUGGAGCUCAUCAAGGACGACUCGGGGCUUCUGGACGCGCUCUUGGAAAAGGUGGAGACGCUCUUUGGGGUCUUGCACACUGUCGACGUGCUCGAGCACUUGGAACUCGCGCACCUCGGGCUCGCGAAAGCGUACCUCUGCUGUCCGUACUUGGGGCAGCAGCUCGCGGGCCUCACGCGCUUGCUGCACUGGAUGGAGAAGGCCCAGCGCCACGACGCGUUCCUCGCGCAGCACACGUCACGGACGUCGACGCCAAUCCCCAAGAAGCGCAUCGGGUCGUUCGGCUCGAUUGGUGCGAUGCUGCGCACGUCGUCGACCUCGAUCACGUCAUCGAUGACGAUCACGUCGUCGACGAUGCCGCCACCCAGUGUCUGUGCGCGCUGGCUCCGCGCCGAGACGUUUGUUCAAUGGGUUCUGGACGCGAACGUGCUCGACCUCGUGCUGGGUGACGCGCCGACGCUCGCUGCUGUCGGCUUGCGGGACGCGCACAUUGAAGUGUGGAAGCGCACCGGCCCGCUCUUGUUGCUCGUCGCGCAGCAGGAAAAGCUCACGCGCCACCAUUUGCACUUGCUCUGGGCCCACGCGAUCAAGCCGCAGCAGUCCUAUCGGCGGAAAACUGUGUUUGAGAUGCUCCUCCACCUGGCGUCUUCGAUGGUCGUCUCGCUCAUUGGUGCGGUCGCUGAGCUCUGGACCGACGUCGCCACGUACGAUGCGCUCACGGUGCACUUCCUCACGCGCAUCACGCGGCUUGCCAACGGCAAGGCGCACCAGGCGCAGAUUGGCGAUGACGACCGCGCGCUUCUCGAUGGAAUUGCGGCCAAGGGCGUCGACUUGCUCUGGCACGCGAUGCUGGCCAACCCGGGGGAGGUCCUCGCGCCACUGACGACGCUGCUGCACGACAUGGACGCGAUCGAGUCGACGACCCGCCGUCGCGACACGCUGGGCGAGUACGUCGCCCGCAGUAUCGACAGCUUGCGCCGUGGCUGCGACGUCUCGACGCACUUGACGCUGCUCGAGACGAUAGUGCGCGGCGCGGCGCCCGAUGAAAGUGCAUUGCAGAACGUCACGUCGGCGGUCAUCCUCUCGUCGCUCAAGAAUGCCAUGAAGAUCCACCCGUUCGACAGCGUCCUUCAGCGCUUUGAGACGUCGUUCCAGCUCGUGUCGCUCGUGCUCGACCUUGUCGCGUCCCACCCGACCGAGUCGCUGGUGUUCCUGGCGUUUGUGCUGACCAACUCGGGUCUCGGGCUCACGUUUGACCACUUGGCUCACAUUCAGGCAGCGGUCGACCGCACGGCUUUCUAUGGCUGGCUCCAACUCGUGUUGCCCGAGUGCCUCGAUGCAAUGACGAUGAAGGGCCGUGCCGUGUUGCCCAUGGGCUUCCUCAGCAACGGUGCGUUCACAGUCGACGUUCUCGAGCGCAUCUUUGAUGACACGGUGUGCGUCGACGCGGCGAUGACGUCCUCGGUCGAAUUCGAGUGCUUUGAGCGGCUCUUCCGCUACCUCAACCACCAUGCGCAGCGGCUCACGGACGCCCAUUUGCCGCGCGACUUUGUCGUCGAUGCGCCAAUGGACCGACUCAAGGGCUUUGGACGACUGUAUAUGCUUGCACUGCGCAGCGGCAACGACGAUGUGAGCGAAGCAGCCCGCGACUACAUCGUGUACCUUCUCCAGCACCUCAGCGUGAAGCGGCUCGUGCGACUGGAUGUGUGGCUCUUCUUUGCCAAGCACGCAGCGUCGGCGCUUGACGUCGGAACGUCCAUGGAAACGUCGCGCGCGCUGAAUCUACUGAGCACGUUCCUGCAUCACGCGCGGCCGCUGCAAGCCGCGGCGGCCAGAGUGCCGUCGCUCGAGCCCCUUGUCGUGUACAUCAAGUCGCAGGACGGCCGCACGUCGCCGCCGCUGCACUACAACGUGCCCAAAAGCUGCCUCGUCGGCGAGCUCCGCGACCGCAUCGCCGCCGAUGUCGGCCACUUUGCCGAGGGCAUUCGGCUUUUGACCGACACCAAGACGCGGCUCAGCGUGCGCAAUCACAAUCACAUGACGCUGGCGGCCGCCAACGUGUUCAACUCGAUGACGCAGCGCUCGUACGUCGAAGUGAUUUUGCUCAAGAAGCCCGAGACCGACACGAUCGGCCAUAUCAAGUCCAACCCGCUGCAGUGGACGACGCAGGACGCGGCGAGCGACUGGGCGACGGUCCAGACGUGGCUCGGCGCCAACGUCCGCAGCACGCUGCUGACGUUCGUGUCGCACCCGCGUCUCGCCGAAGCCGCGUGGCGACUCCUAUCGCUCCUGCUCGUCCAGACAGCGCUCUUGGAGCAAGUGCAUUUGCUGCAUGUGGACGACUGGAGCGACGUGCUCUCGGGCCAGAGCGCACUGCUGCUCUACCACCUCCAAGUGCUCCAGCCGUACCAGAGCCAGCUCGAGUGGAUGCGCCGCUUUGUGGGCUUGCGCGGCCCCGAGCACGUCUGCGAGUUGAUUCUCGCAGGUGACGCAGCCGCCGUCACUCGAACGCUUGACGCGCAGUGCUGGCGCAGCCUCUUCAAGUGGCUCAGCGUCAGUCUGCACGAGAAGCUCGAGUGGACUCCGACCGGCGAGGAUAAGGUGUGGCACGCCCUGGUGCACAAAAUUGUCUUGGUGACCCAGCACGUACUGACGCGACGGGCGUCGACGGUUGCGACCAAGGCGACGACGACGGUGCAGUAUCCCGUGCCGCCGUUGGUCGACGACGAAAGCGACGUCAGCGACCGGCUCCUCGCCAACGCCGUCGCGCUGCUCCAGCGUCUUCUUGCAGCGCACAAGAGCGCGGCACCAGCCUUUGUGUCGCACCCAAACGCACCCGAUGUCGUCCUCGGUGCGCUCGAGCACCCGUCGGCCAGUGUUCGAAGUGACGCGGCGACGUGUGUCCGCGGUCUCUGUGACGUCGACGCGUCGCUUCUCUCGUUCGCGAUCAACCUCUUUGCGGGCUACGACGCACCGACGAUCGUGCACAUGGAUCUCUUGUACGUGUACGGCGAUCUCGUGCAGAAGGGCGUGCCCGACGGCUUUGACACGGCGUCGGCCGCGCUGCGCCUCGCUCGCCGCCUCGAAUCGCUCGCCCCCGGUGCGGCGGCGCAGCCCAUCUUUGAAGGCUUACUGCAUACGCUGCUGUGUCUUCUCAAGCCAAACAAGGAUGCCCAAGACGCCGUCUUGGCGCAACUAGACCUUAUUCACGAGCUGUACCUGCACUGCCUCUUUCCGGAAGCGCCGUUGCGUCCGUCGACGACCGACUUGAUUCAACCAAAGUGCACGGCGGCGGGCGCCCGGGCGCUGGCGUUCCAGCUGCUCUCGGUGCUCUGCGAUGCCGGCAGUGCGGGGCUCGCUGGCCUUCUUGCCAAGAUGCGACCGCAGCACUCGUUUGAGCGCAACCCGGCCAAGCCCGUCAAGGCCAAGAAGGGCAACAAGAAGAAGAUUGCCCAGGCCAAGCCGACGGUCCGCGGGCCUUUUGUCGGCCUCAAGAACCUCGGGUGCACGUGUUAUCUCAACUCAGUCGUGCAAGCGUGCUUCUUCAUCCCGGCGUUCCGAGCGCUCGUCUUCUCGACGCCCGCGAGCCGCCCGCACUCGCUGCUCUUCCAGAUCCAGUCGCUCUUUGCCCACUUGAGUGCGAGCUCACGGCCGUACGUCUCGCCGGCGCCGCUGCUGAGCGUCCUCCACACGAGCGACGGGUCGCCCAUCAACGUCAAGCUGCAGCAAGACGCGAGUGAGUUCUUGACGUCGUUUUUGCAGCAGCUCGAGUCGGAGAUCAACGGCAACCAUACCGCCGAGACGCAACUCCACGCGUCCCUCGGCGGCCUCUUCAGCAACGAACUCGUGGCCGAUGGCGACAAGUACAGCGAGCGCCUCGAGCCAUUCCACUUUGUCUCGGUCCAAGUCCGCGACCGGCCGCACCUCGAGGCUUCGUUGGACUCGUGGGUCGAUGGCGACAUGGUGAGCUACACGUGGGACACGCCGAAUGACGGCAAGCAGACGCUCGAGACGCACAAGCGCAUUUCAAUCCAUACGCUGCCAAACGUCCUCGUCUUCCACCUCAAGCGAUUUGAGUUUGAUUUUGAGACGAUGCAGCAAAUCAAGCUUCACGAUGCGUUUGAAUUCCCCAUGGAGCUCGACAUGCGCCGGUACACCAAGGAAGGCCAAGCACGGCGCCGCAACGAAGAAGACAUGGCGUGGCGCGCGCCCGAGUACUACCUCUACGAAUGCUCGGGUGCGAUCGUGCACGUCGGGACGGCGCAGUCGGGUCACUACUACUGCUACCUGCGCGACCCCAAGGCGACAGCUUCGUGGGUCGAGUGCAACGACACGCUCGUCACGCCCUUUGAUGCGACGCAGCUGCCGCACGAGUGCUUUGGCGGCCUCCGCGCGCACGACGACGGUCGCCGGUCGCCAAGCGCCUUUAUGCUGCUCUACACGCGCAAGGCGACGUCGAUUCCCGUGGCUAUGCCGGCGCCCGUCCGCCGCUUUGCAUCGAUCGUGCGAGCUGUUGUGUUUCUGAAGCGGCUUCUCAAGCGUCGGGCGUUGGUGCCGUCGCCGGCUCCGCUCCCCAGUGCCAUCUACGCCAGCAUCGAGGCUGAGAACCGGUCGUUCUGGCGCAAGCAGUACCUGGCCGACGUCGCGUGCAAGAGCUUCACGCACGACCUCGUGGCCAACUGCUUUGAUGCGAACAUGGUGUUUGCCCCGGCGUCGCUGCGGCUGGAGGCGCUGCAGUUUGCAACCGCCUUUGUGUUUGGCACGCUCUGGCAGUGCCGCGAAGUCGACCGCAUCGGCGUCUGGACACCAAUGCUGACGGCGCUGUACGACCAAGAACCGUUGGGCGCCGACUGGUUCUUGCAGUCGAGUGUCGACCACCCGACGCUGCUCGCCGACGUGAUCGUGGACGAAGACGACGUGGUCAUGGCGCCGUUCCGUCAUGUCGCACGGGUGAGUCUUCAGCACGCGUCGACGCCGGCCCUCGCGUCAGCGUUUGUCGCCAAGUGUGUGGGAACGCAGUUGUCGACUCUGCGGCCCGUCGUUCUCGAUCUCUUGCAUGCGUACGCGGCGCAGAGCAGUGCCGCUUGCCACGAGCUCGUCAAGGACCACCACCUGCUGACGGUGCUGCCGCAAGCGCUGCUGGACGCAGACGAAGGCGGAAAUGAGCGCCACGAAAGCCGGCUCUUGACUCUCAUUGCAAUGCUUUUGGAUGCGUACGGCCAGGACGACUUGUACGCGGUGCUGCCGGCCGAGGCGAUCGAGCUGCUGACCUCGAGUGCGUGGAUGCACCACCUGCUUGAGCGUCGGGGCGCGACGUUCUCGUUCAACGACGAGACGCUCGCAUGGCGGCGCAUUGUGUGGCGGCUCUGCACGGGGGCGGCGGCCACGUCGUCGGCGUGGCUGAGCGUCCUGCUUGCGGCCAUUGAGAGCAACGACCACCACGAACUCAAGCCGUACUUUCGCGCGCUCAUGGUGCUGCUCUCGCUCGACGACGACCUCGCGAUGGACCGCCUCGACGAUGCGAUGACGCAGUUCAUUGCGCUCCUUGCGUCCCAGCAACGCUACUUCAAGGCGACCGAGACGUCGAUCGACAUGAUGUGCCGCAUCGCCAAGCGCAUUCCGACGGUGCGUACGUGGCUGUAUGAGAACCAGCGGAGCUGGGCGUGGACGGAGAAGUGGCUCGAGGCGCACGCAGGUCCGCAAGGGUGGCUGCAGCAAGGCAAAACGGUCCUAGUCAAGCCCCACUCGACAAGCACGUGGAAGGACGUACCGCUGUCGCACCCCGCGCUCGCCAAGACGAUCGACCGGUCCGUCGCCAAGUUUGUGCCGCGCGUGCGGGCGCUUCUCGCGGGCCAAGCGCCGAGCGACGUGCAAUAUGACAGCGACGACGACCCGAUCGCUCUCGUGGGCGCACGGAUCAAGGUCAAGUGGGCGCGGGAAAAGUGGUAUGCAGGUCGCGUCGAGCGCUACGACCCGGCCAAGCUCGAGCACUCUGUCGUGUACGAUGACGGCGAGAAGAAGAGCUACAAGAUGACGGACAAGGUCUUUCUGCGCCUCGACGUACCCGCGAUAGAAGGUCCCUAGUCGGUUUAUACCAAACCAUUUUGCAUCGUGCGUGUCCCUACCCUUGUACAAGGGGCCGAUCGCGGCCAUUUGUGUACAAAAUUGUACUGAAAACACAACGAAAACCGAUCAAAAAUCGAGAAA